Salvelinus namaycush (lake trout) is the source of this 1536-nucleotide messenger RNA. Its product is annotated as gamma-aminobutyric acid receptor subunit alpha-2-like. The coding region runs from base 1 to 1536 and encodes 511 amino acids. Gene Ontology annotation, biological process: nervous system process; monoatomic ion transmembrane transport; synaptic transmission, GABAergic. The record is from RefSeq and is a predicted model, not a curated record. Gene Ontology annotation, cellular component: neuron projection; dendrite membrane; synapse. Lineage: Eukaryota; Metazoa; Chordata; Actinopteri; Salmoniformes; Salmonidae. The transcript is spliced from 9 exons. Gene Ontology annotation, molecular function: transmitter-gated monoatomic ion channel activity involved in regulation of postsynaptic membrane potential; GABA-A receptor activity; benzodiazepine receptor activity.
AUGGGAGAGAGGUGGCCUUCCCACACCUCCAUCAGCCACACCCCAACCAGUACCACUUCCCUCUCCUUCAUUGCCUGGGCACAGUGGGAUUCGACUCGCAUUCCCGAGGGAGUACGAUGGGACGGCGGCCGGGUGCCAGGUGUUCUUACUCCAGAUGGACCUAUACCUGGCGACCGUUCGUCCGGCUCCUUCGGGAGGGCAGUGGUUGGGCACAGAGAGCCGAUGCCUGACGACAGUAGAGACAACAUCACUAUUUUCACCCGGAUCCUGGACAGACUGCUGGAUGGCUACGACAACCGGCUUCGCCCCGGACUAGGAGAGAGUGUGACGGAGGUGAGGACUAAUAUCUACGUGACCAGCUUUGGACCGGUGUCAGACACAGACAUGGAGUACACCAUCGAUGUGUUCUUCCGUCAGAGCUGGAGGGAUGAGAGGCUGAAGUUCGACGGGCCCAUGCAGGUCCUGCCUCUUAACAACCUCCUGGCCAGUAAGAUCUGGACUCCAGACACCUUCUUCCACAACGGGAAGAAAUCUGUGGCCCACAACAUGACCACGCCCAACAAACUGCUACGACUGGUGGACAACGGUACCCUGCUUUACACUAUGAGGCUAACCAUCCACGCUGAGUGUCCCAUGCACUUGGAGGAUUUCCCCAUGGAUACACAUGCCUGCCCUCUGAAGUUUGGGAGCUAUGCGUAUACAAACAAUGAGGUUGUCUAUCUCUGGACCAAAGGAGAUGAGGACUCUGUAGUCGUAGCAGAUGAUGGGUCAAGGCUAAACCAGUAUGACCUACUGGGCCACGUUAUUGGGAAAGAAUCUAUGAUUUCCAGCACAGGAGAAUAUGUAGUGAUGACAACGUAUUUCCAUUUGAAAAGGAAAAUUGGCUAUUUUGUGAUUCAAACCUACCUUCCGUGCAUCAUGACUGUCAUCCUGUCUCAGGUCUCCUUCUGGCUAAACAGAGAGUCGGUUCCCGCCCGCACUGUAUUCGGGGUCACCACAGUUCUAACCAUGACAACCCUGAGUAUCAGUGCCAGGAACUCCCUGCCUAAGGUGGCCUAUGCCACAGCUAUGGACUGGUUCAUGGCGGUAUGCUAUGCCUUUGUCUUCUCUGCCCUGAUAGAGUUUGCCACAGUCAACUACUUUACCAAGCGCAGUUGGGCGUGGGAUGGCAAGAAAGAGGCCCAGGAGAUGAGGAGAAGAGAAUCGGCCUCUCUUUCCAAAAAGGCCAAUAACACAUUCAACAUUGUUGGAACUACAUACACCAUCAACGAGGCAAAGGACCCAGGUUUAAUCACCGUCUCCAGGAGUGCCACUACAGCUACACACCACCAACACCACCACCACCACCACCACAGCCACAAGGUUCCUAAAAUGGACGACAAUUACGUGGAAGCCAUAAAGUCCUACAACCGUGUCAGCAGAGUGGACAAGAUCUCACGCAUCAUCUUCCCUGUGCUGUUCUUCAUCUUCAACCUGGUCUAUUGGGCGACGUACAUCAACAGCAAGCCGCCUCCCAAGUCCACCACCCACAAUUAA